AUGGCCUACAAGGCAGUUCCCGGGACCACGAAGAUGAGGAAAUUUGUUCAUAUGUCAUUGCAUUUGGUGGCCCUUGCAUUGGGUGGUUUGGGGCUCCAUGCGGUUUUUAAGUUCACAAGGGACUCCAAAGAUCCAGAUAUGCGUACUUUGCACACUUGGCUUGGGAUGGGCACCAUCUGCCUCUACGCUUUUCAGUGGUUCAUUGCGUUCUUUUCCUUUAUAUUCCCUGGGACAACAUAUAAAAUGAGGGCAAACAUGAAGCCAUGGCAUGCGUUCUUUGGUGCAGUAAUCUUCCUAAUGGCAAUCUGCAGUGCUGAGACAGGGUUGGUGGAGAGAUUCAACCUCGUUAUAGUAAAGUUUGGCAGUGAAGCUCUCUUGAUUGACUUCAUUGGGAUCACCAUCCUCCUCUUUGGAAUUUUCACCAUCCUGAGCGUUAUUCUUCCACGGCCAUACUACAAUUAG
Molecule: messenger RNA, 462 nt
Organism: Phoenix dactylifera (date palm)
Lineage: Eukaryota; Viridiplantae; Streptophyta; Magnoliopsida; Arecales; Arecaceae
Source: RefSeq, a predicted model, not a curated record